AUGAAAGGGUUGGGGACCAACCGUAACAGACACCUGUCUGACUCCUGUGAUCCUUCCUCAGGCCAUCCAGAGGCCCUCUACCCUCAGAAGACCAGCACCCUGCCACGCAGCCCUUACCUGCUGAGCCCCACGAUGGACCACUAUGGCACCAUGGACCCCCACCUCUACCCUUCAGCCAACCCGGGCUCCUUUCCACCAGACUGCAUGCUGCCCCUCAACAACCAGCUGUCCAACAGCAGCACCUUUCCCAGGAUUCACUAUAACUCCUAUGACCAGUCUGACUUCUCCCCACCUGGAGACAGUAUCGGGGGGAUAAGUACAGGGACCAUGGGGACAUCCAUGUCCAUGGGCAUGGGAACGAGCAUAGGCAUGGCAGGGUUGAGCGGACGAACACCUAUGAUUACAAGCGGCUCAGCAACUAUAUCACAUCAUAUGACCAAGAACCAGGCACCAGCCAGUCUGCUGGAGUUUGACAAGCAGCUACCUGGAGGCCAUGACGGAUUCAGCACAUUGCAGUACCAUCGAACGUCUGCUGUUGCUGCUGCCAAGCAGCGCACAGACAGUCCUGGUCGCAUUCGUUAUAUGCUGCACUCAGUGCAGAAGCUGUUUGCAAAGUCCCAGUCACUGGAAAGCCACAACAUGAAAGGAAAUGUCAACGGACGCUCUACUGGCAGUGGCGGAGGCUCGUCUGGCACCGAGGACGGUGGGAAGCAGAAUCGUCGAUCCAAAAGUAAAGAUCGAGGUACAAAAUCAGAGGCGACUGCCAAGAGACGGCCACGCUCCAACAUGUCAGGUUACUGGAGCUCAGACGAUUUGGACAGCAGCGAUCUGAGCAGCUACCAUAACACCAUGGCCAUGAUGACUCUAGGGCGUCCAACAGGCCACGAGAGCCAGGGAGGGCAGAGCAGAUACAUCCACAGUGGCUACAACACUAUCAGCUCCUCAAAAAGCAGCAGUGACAUGAAGUAUCAGGCACUUCCUGGGCCUGGGGGUGGAGGAGGUGGUGGAUUAGUAGGAACAGGAGGGAUGUUAAUGAAUGAUAAUGAUUAUAUGAAAGGAGGGUCCUGGUCCACUUUGACCAUGGGCCAGCCAAGACACGUGAUCCAGAAGGGCUCCGCUACUCUGGACAGGUCCAUGCUCAAGUCCAAAUCCUGCCAACAGGAACUAACCUGCAACUACCUGCAGGUUGGCCGGAGGGGUGAUUGGAGUAGCACAUUAGGCCGCAGUGGGGGUGCCAACGAAAUUCCAUGUCGGCGGAUGCGCAGUGGUAGCUAUGUGAAGGCCAUGGGAGACAUGGAAGACAGCGACGACUCAGAGGGAAGCCCCAAACCCUCUCCAAAAACUGCUGCUCGCCGCCAGAGCUACCUCAGGGCUACGCAGCAGUCUCUGAGCGACCAGCUACCCCCACGCAACAGAACCCUGGAUUACACCUUGUUGCAGGGGGAGCUGGAUGCCCUGUGGUCUCCACUCCACAGUGUGUCUUCUCUGCACCAGCUGGGCAGGUCAAUGAGCAGCUGUCUUCCAUCUCUCAGAGAGCUCUCCAAUAACCGCAGCCUGGACAACCUUGACUGCAUUGAGGGUACAGGUUCGUCUUUGCCACGCUGGGAUGAUGAUGACUUCAGCCAGGCCUGCAGUACCUUGGGUCGACGUAGCUGCAUGGGACAGCUACGGGACCUGGAAAUGAGUCAUCACUAUGAGGACCGCAGCUCCGAGUCCACAUUCAGAGAUUCCCGUUCCCAUUCUCAGGACAACCCAGAGCCUCCAGACUUGCCCAUGCCAACAUGCUUCCGAUCCCGCAGCCACAGCUACCUGAGAGCCAUCCAGGCUGGAUGUUCCCAAGAUGACGACACAGCAUCCAUAGACUCAGGCUGCUCACCCCCUCCGACUGACACCAGUGUUCGCACCUACAGCACCAGUACUGACGACCUAUCUACCCAAUGGAAGACUUGGAAAGAACAGUUUGGCUCUUACCUCAUAGCCACGGGCUUGGACAAAGCCCCAAAGGAGAAACUACUUGCAAUUUUUCUACAGCGUUUGGGAACAGACAGACGACGCAUCCUACCCUCACACACAGUCUCUACAUGCAUAACCACCUGUAAGAAGGCUGCUCCUCCACCAGUGCCACCCCGUACAACCUCCAAGCCCUACAUCUCUGUGACAGUACAGAGCAGCACAGAGUCGGCCCAGGACAACUACCUGGAUCAGCAGGACCGGAGGUCAGAGGUCAACAGCCAGUCUAGCCACGCUCACAGCAACUCCUCUGACAGCCUCGAUAGCACCCGUGCCAACAGCCUGGCCCGGGGUAUUCCCCGCCCUCCACACAUCAUCCCCACUCCUAUUGCCACCCCAAGAGAGCCAAUUGCCCCCACCACCGCCAAUGCUUCCACUGAGACAAGUGACUCAGUAGUCCAGCAUGAAUCCCUGAAAUCAGGAUUAAAUAAAGGGAAUCUAGUGGCAGAGGAGCCCCUAGUGGCCCCAGUACCCAGGCGGAAACUGUCCUCCAUUGGCAUACAGGUUGACUGUAUUCAGGAAGUUCCACGAGAGGAGACCCCACCACUGGCCAAAUUUCAGUCAAUUGGAGUACAGGUGGAGGACGGGUGGCAUCGCUCCAGUAGCAUGGCCUCAAAACAAGAAACAGACUCAGACACACAGGACAUCCCUGUCAUCUCCCAUGUCAAUAAUACCAAACCCACUGAGAAGAAAGUCAUGGUCAAUAGUGCCAGCCAAUCCAUGAGCUCCCCUCCUGGACAGGAUUCUUUAGACAAUGGAGACACUACUGGUGACAUCUCUUCACCUCCACCACCCAGGCAGAUCCUCAACCGCUCCACCACACGGAGUAGCUCUUCCUCAUUCUCAGAAAGUCUGGAUCCGGCACUGGAUCCCUCGUCCUUACCACCUCCAGACCCCUGGCUGGAGAGUGGCAAUGGCAGUAACAGCAGUGUACCCCAGAGCGGAGGAGGGGGAACACUUUGUCGGAGAGAUGGCCACUGGUUCCUAAAGCUGCUGCAGGCAGAAACGGGACGUAUGGAGGGUUGGUGCCAGCAGAUGGAGCAGGAGACCAAAGACAACCAGCUCUCAGAGGAGGUGCUGGGAAAGGUUCGCAGUGCAGUAGGAAGUGCCCAGCUCCUAAUGACCCAGAAGUUCCAGCAGUUCCGGGGACUGUGUGAACAAAACUUGAAUGUGAAUGCCAAUCCGCGACCCACAGCCCAGGACCUGGCUGGUUUCUGGGACCUGCUGCAGCUCUCCAUUGAGGACAUCAGCCUCAAGUUUGAUGAGCUCUACCAUCUCAAGUCCAAUGACUGGCAGCCCAUACCAUCUGCAGCUGCCCAGUCGCCCCCUGAGCGGAAGGACGAGGAGAAGGUGGCCCCUCCAACGUCAAAGAAGCCCGGUAAAGGACGACCAUCGCUGGGCCGCGAGAAGAGUGCCGACUCUUCAUCCACCUCUUCUUCGGCCUCGGCAGAGAAGCAGAGACAGGAGGCUCGCAAGCGCCUGCUGGCUGCUAAGAAGGCCGCCUCGUUUCGCCAGAACUCUGCCACAGAGAGCGCAGACAGCAUUGAAAUCUACGUCCCUGAGGCCCAGACUCGCCUCUGAGACAGACAGUGACAAAGAAGGAUGUAGGGCUGGAUCAAAGGAUAGAUAAGUGUCACUGAAAUACCUGGAAAAAGCAGAGGAGAACUUUUGCAAUGCAAAUGAGCUACUCAGAGUAUGGAUGGAGGUG
Molecule: messenger RNA, 3718 nt
Organism: Seriola dumerili (greater amberjack)
Lineage: Eukaryota; Metazoa; Chordata; Actinopteri; Carangiformes; Carangidae
Gene: dlgap4b
Product: disks large-associated protein 4-like
Exons: 12
Coding region: 1-3591 (1196 amino acids)
Biological process (GO): signaling
Cellular component (GO): postsynaptic specialization; glutamatergic synapse
Molecular function (GO): molecular adaptor activity
Source: RefSeq, a predicted model, not a curated record